Myotis daubentonii (Daubenton's bat) is the source of this 4870-nucleotide messenger RNA. It is a transcript of the gene SLC43A2, whose product is annotated as solute carrier family 43 member 2. The record is from RefSeq and is a predicted model, not a curated record. Gene Ontology annotation, molecular function: neutral L-amino acid transmembrane transporter activity; L-amino acid transmembrane transporter activity. Gene Ontology annotation, biological process: neutral amino acid transport; transmembrane transport. NCBI's taxonomy places the organism in Eukaryota, Metazoa, Chordata, Mammalia, Chiroptera, Vespertilionidae.
UCUCCUGUUUGCCUCGGAGUCCGGCCGGAACCGGCUUCUGCUUGCGGCCGGGCGGGCGGGUGCCUACUGAUUGGCCAACGCCUGUUUCAGCUCACUCAGCCAAUCAGCGCGCAGCCGUGUUUUCGUCUCGGGGUCCUAAUAAAAGGGCUGUAAUAAAAGAGGACAGAAAAGGCGCCGGCCGGGCCCGACAUACGUCAGUAGGAACCGGGUGGCUGCAGAGCCGGAGCCGGGCCACCUCGCCGCGUCAUGGCGCCCACCCUGGCCACUGCCCAUCGGCGCCGCUGGUGGAUGGCCUGCACCGCGGUUUUGGAAAACCUCCUCUUCUCGGCAGUCCUCCUGGGCUGGGGCUCGCUGCUCAUCAUGCUCAAGUCGGAGGGCUUUUACUCCUACCUGUGCACGGAGCCAGAGAAUGUCACCAACGGCACAGCGGGUGAAUCAGAGCAGGAGGAGGAGGUGAGCUGGAUGAAUGGUUGGCUCAGCUGUAAGGCCCAAGAUGAGAUGCUAAACUUGGCCUUCACCGUGGGCUCCUUCCUGCUCAGUGCCAUCACCCUGCCCCUGGGCAUCGUCAUGGACAAGUACGGCCCAAGGAAGCUCAGGCUGCUAGGCAGUGCCUGCUUUGCUGUCUCCUGCUUGCUGAUUGCAUAUGGAGCAAGUAACCCAAAUUCUCUCUCUGUGCUCAUCUUCAUCGCCCUGUCUCUGAAUGGCUUUGGCGGGAUGUGCAUGACCUUCACCUCAUUAACACUGCCCAACAUGUUUGGUGACCUUCGGUCCACGUUUAUUGCCUUGAUGAUUGGAUCCUAUGCCUCCUCAGCAGUCACCUUCCCAGGAAUCAAGGUCAUCUACGACUUUGGUGUCUCCUUCGUCAUCAUCCUCGUGGUCUGGGCCGGCUGCUCCGGGCUGGUUUUCCUCAACUGCUUCUUUAACUGGCCUCUGGAGCCCUUCCCAGGGCCAGAGGACAUGGACUACUCGGUGAAGAUCAAGUUCAGUUGGCUGGGCUUUGACCACAAGAUCACAGGGAAGCAGUUCUACAAGCAGGUGACCACAGUGGGGCGCCGCCUCAGCGUGGGCAGCUCCAUGCGGAGCAACAAGGAGCAGGCGGCGCUGCAGGAGGGCCACAAGCUCUGCCUGUCCACCGUCGACCUGGAGGUGAAGUGCAAGCCAGAUGCCGCAGCGGCCCCCUCCUUCAUGCAAAGCAUAUUCAGCCCCAUCCUGCUGCUCAGCCUCGUCACCAUGUGCGUCACGCAGCUGCGGCUCAUCUUCUACAUGGGCGCCAUGAACAGCAUCCUCAAGUUCCUGGUCAGCGGUGACCAGGACAAAGUUAGCCUCUACACCUCCAUUUUCGGUGUGCUCCAGUUGCUCUGCCUGCUCACGGCCCCCAUCAUUGGCUACAUCAUGGACUGGAGGAUGAAGGAAUGUGAAGAUGCCACUGAGGAGCCUGAGGAGAAAGACGCCAACCAAGGCGAGAAGAAGAAGAAGCGGGACCGGCAGAUCCAGAAGGUCACCAACGCCAUGCGGGCCUUUGCCUUCACAAACGUGCUGCUUGUGGGCUUUGGGGUGACGUGUCUCAUUCCCAACCUGCCUCUACAGAUCCUCUCCUUCAUCCUGCACACAAUUGUGCGUGGAUUCAUCCACUCUUCCAUUGGGGGCCUGUACGCCGCCGUGUACCCCUCCACCCAGUUCGGCAGCCUCACAGGACUGCAGUCUCUGGUCAGUGCGCUCUUCGCUCUCCUGCAGCAGCCCCUGUUUCUGGCCAUGAUGGGUCCCCUCCAAGGAGACCCUCUGUGGGUGAACGUGGGGCUGCUGGUCAUGAGCCUGCUGGGGUUCUGCCUCCCCCUCUACCUCAUCUGCUACCGGCGCCAGCUGGAGAGGCAGCUGCAGCAGAAGAGGGAAGAUGACAAGCUUUUCCUCAAGCUCAACGGCUCCUCCAACCAGGAGGCUUUCGUGUAGUGCCCACCACCUCAGAACUGUGGCCUCCUGCCCUUGCUUCAGUGACUCAUCAGUGUCCUCCCCACCCCAGAGGACCACGCACCCCCAGGAGCCUCUCCUCCACCGUGCCGGAGUCCGUGCGCCCUCCCGGGUCCUGGUCCUGCCUUGGAGCUCUGCUGUGGAAGGACAGGGGAGGGCCUGAGCGUGGGGUUUUCCUGCUGCUGGAAGAGGGCUGCCCUGGGCUUUGCUCUGCCACCUUUGAGGGGCCCUGGAGCCUUGAGGCUCCCUGGUACCUGCAGGAGGAGCCAGGAGGACCCCUGACAGUCAGGCUCUCUCCCUCCAGUAUCUGGAUUCUGCCUCUUGCCAAAGCAGAGGGACCUGCCACUCACUGCCUACCACCUGCCUCUCGGCUGCAUGCCCACCCACCGCCCACCCACCGCGCCUGCCUGAGGACAAAGGCCUGCGCUGUCUGCACCCCCCUCGCCGUCCCCUCAUCUCCACCCCUGGUCCGGCUGAGGCUGCCUGAGGAAGGAAGGACCCGCUUCCUGUUGUUGGUGCUAACUCCUUUGUGAUUCCAGCCCCCUGUGGCCAGGCCGUGGCCUGUCCUCCCGUGUGAGGCCUGUGGAGAAGCCCCCCCUGGCUGAACGCCUGGGGAGGGAUGGGGGGCCACACUGGGCUCAGGAACCAGGGACAAAGGACCUCGGGAUCUAAGUGGAGAGCAAGUUUGUGCUGCCGCCUGUCAUCCAGUUUGUGACCUGAAGGGAAUUAAAGGGGCACCAACACAGCUAUUGUUGUGGGGGUGGAAGUGAGGCUGUGGUUGAUAGACCUGGUGGGGAGGCAGAUAGCGAGGGGCCUGGGUGUUUGUGUAUGUGGAGGUGUGUUCAUGUGCUGUGUGUGAGAGAGGUGUGGGAUGGUGGUAGGGUGUGGGCUCUGGGUAUCUGCUGUUAUUCUCCCAGAGCCGCCCAGGGGCCAGCCUGGCUCAUCUGGGAGUUUGUGGGCGGCUGUGGAGCCACCGCGCCCCCUGCUGGCAGGCUCCUCCAGGGCCCUGAGCUGUUUACAGGGGAGGCCUCCCUUCCUCUGCCAGGCGGGCCUGAUUUACCGAUCCACCCACCAGGACUUGCCCCAGAAAUGUGUCUGGGACUUCCUGGGAGCACAGAGAGGGGUGGGUGGAUUUUUAGGUUUCUAGUUUUUGUUUGUUGUUUUAUCAGACUCCUUUUUAUAAAGCAAUAAAUCAGUUUUCCUCCUGUUAGGGUUGUCCCUGCUCGCACAUCAGUUAAGGGCUACACAUGCCUGUUUUGAGCCGGAGGAAGCAAGGCAAGCUUUGCUGCCACUGACCAGCCCCAGUCGUACCCAGUUGCUCACAAUCUCUCCCGACGAUUGCCAGCUUGGGAGGGGAAGGGCUGGGAAAAGACCCCUCCACCCCACCUGGACUUGUGCGGACAUCUUCGAAGGGGACGACCCCCUCCGCUGCUGCUUCUCCCAGCCAAACAGGCUAAUCCUGGCCCCUUCGGUCCCCUGCUCAGCUCUCCUGUCACCGGCCAGCUCUCCUGAGGGCUCCUCCUGAGUUCAGUCCCAGGAGAGCCUCAGACGCAGAGACAGAGGCAGAACACGGUGGGGGGCAUGGACAGAGAGCAGGAAGGGGCAGAUCCAGGCCCAAAUUCGAGGUCUGUGUCAACAGUUAAGCAUCUUGAACACGCCUUCCUAGCUGAAGCCACUCAAAUAUUAACAAAACCAAAAAUGUUUGUUUAUAACUUGGAGUAGUGAACACACAGAUGAUGUAUUACAGACUUGUACACCUGAAACCUACACGAUUUUAUGAACCAAUGUCACCCCAAUAAAUUCAAUUACAAAACAUUUGUUUAAAACAUAUUUUAAACCCUGGCCAGGUAGCUCAGUUGGUUAGAGCAUCAUCCCCAUACACCAAGGUUGGGGGUUCAAUCUCUGGUCAGGGCCCAUACAAGAAUCAACCAAUGAGUGCAUGGAUGGCUGGAACAACAAAUUGAUAUUCCUCCCCACCCCCACCCCCACCUGUACCCCCUUCUCUCUCUCAAAUCAGUAAAUAAAUUUUUUAAGCAUAUGUUUUUAAAAAAGAGAACAAGAUCAACAUUUCCCAAAACUUUCCUCAGAACGCUCAUUAUGUGAGGUUUAAUGGUUAUGCUAAAUUUUUUUAAAAGCUUUGUAGUCAAAUUUGGGGAAUGCUGAGUUCAAGUCAGGCAUGUUUUUUUGCAGCAAGCACUUGCAGCACUCUUUGGCAUGCUCAUGGACUCCGUGGCCCUCCAAGAGGGAGGGUGGUAUGCUGUGCGGGGAGGCGUGGCUUUAACAGUCCGAGAGCCGUCCUCCACGUGUGGCCCAAUGGAGCUCCUUGGUGUUUGUUGAACAUAUAAACUGUAGGUCUUGCCUUUGACGUAGAGGGACUCUGGAGCCUAGAUUUUGCUAAGCCCCACCUGGUGAUUCUGGUGCCUCCCCAAAGUUUGAGAUCCACUGACAGAGGCGUACAGUUUGGGGAAAUGUGGAUUAGCAAGGAUCCUUCAGCUGGGAAAACAUGAGGUUACAGACAAGAUCUGUGCUGUCCCUGGAGCACCCAAAGUAGGGGCUGCUGCCUCUCUCCCACCCACCCGCAGGGUGUGGGCACUUUGCGGGAAGAAGGAGGCAUUGACAAAUGAGUUCAGGGUGCAAAUCCGUGUAGGGCCCACAGUGCAUAGGGACUGGAGGUAUGAAAUGGGAGCAGGGUACCACAUGGGUCGGCCACCACCUGCACCCGAAUCCGCCAGUCAUUCUCUGACUAUACAGGAGUGAUGGGUGAUCAUCAUUGAAUCAUGCAAGAGUUAAAUGGAUCAUAUUUCUGUUUCACAGUUUUAAAAAACUGAGGCCCGGGGAGGUGGAGUGAUCUGUACAAGAUUAGAGCCAGGACUUGCUUAUGGGCCUGAACAUCAUUGGAGUGACC